Messenger RNA from Amblyraja radiata (thorny skate), 693 nucleotides. RefSeq lists its product as uncharacterized. The coding region runs from base 35 to 532 and encodes 165 amino acids. The record is from RefSeq and is a predicted model, not a curated record. The transcript is spliced from 3 exons. NCBI's taxonomy places the organism in Eukaryota, Metazoa, Chordata, Chondrichthyes, Rajiformes, Rajidae.
CCCGCGGCUGAGGGAAAGACCGGUGCCGAGGGCAAUGUGGUUCGGUGGAUGCCUCUCUCGUUUCGCCCCCUGUCCCCCGGCCGAGGAGCUGCGGCGGAGGGAGCAGGCUUUCCUGCUGGACUGCGUGGCCGUCAGCUCCAUCUCCAGGGGCCACAGUCGCUCUGCGCCCCGAGCUGGAAGUGUCAUCCCACCCUACAAUCCGCAGAGAGACCGCCACGCCGCCGCCUACUUCACCACCAGACCCCUGUUGCCACUGUUGAGAAAAACCGGCCAAGCGGGCGGAGGGACCUCUGUCCACGGCGCGGUGGUCGAUCGAUUCCAGGUUCGUGGAGAGGCAGCCAGUUACCUGCGAACAAGGAACAAUAACGGCGCAGGUUACUCUGCGGAGCAAGUGAAAAGCCAUUCUCUCUUUCUGACUGGAAUUAAACCUGUAUUUGGAUACAACGGUCUCUAUGGCUACAGGAGGAACACGCCAACAUUGCGAAGACUCCCAUCGUCAUUUGGUAUGACCAGCCUGUCGCCUCGUUAUUGAACAAAUCUGUUGGCAGUCGCUCCCCCCUGUUGCGGCUAGUUCAGCGCACUGACGUUUGACAACACUGGGAUAUCACCAUUGUUUGGAUCUUUGGUAUCACUGGUGCUUGGCUUGUCUCGUCUUGUUGAUAGGUAGUAGAGUCAUAGAGCACAGUCCAACAC